Panthera uncia (snow leopard) is the source of this 4506-nucleotide messenger RNA. RefSeq names its product zinc finger protein 526 (gene ZNF526). Gene Ontology annotation, cellular component: nucleus. Gene Ontology annotation, biological process: regulation of transcription by RNA polymerase II. The transcript is spliced from 3 exons. NCBI's taxonomy places the organism in Eukaryota, Metazoa, Chordata, Mammalia, Carnivora, Felidae. The record is from RefSeq and is a predicted model, not a curated record. The coding region runs from base 1826 to 3856 and encodes 676 amino acids. Gene Ontology annotation, molecular function: DNA-binding transcription factor activity, RNA polymerase II-specific; RNA polymerase II transcription regulatory region sequence-specific DNA binding.
CCGCGGGGCGGGCGGGGGAAGAGAGCACUGGGCGUACGGAGGGGGCGGAGGGAGAACGAAGGGGACACUGAGGGACGAAGAGCCUUGGGGCCUGCGCUAGGGCGGGAGCGGCGCGGAGUGGAAGGAGAGCGCUCCUUCCUAUGUGCCCUAGAGCAUUGAUUAAGCUUCUGCGGCGUGCAGGACCCUACCCUUGAGCCCGCCGCCCCCAGCCCUUACAGGGUACUCUCGUGCUACGGAGUUGAGAAGUGCGGUCGGUGAAAUGGGAUGUGUAGCGGAAAAGUUGAACUUCCAGGCCCCUGGUGGGUUCUUUCCUGGAAGGACUUACUGAUCUAUGGUAUAAAAAGCCCCUGUCUCUCCCUACCGAUAGUACACAGUCCCAUAAUUGGGAAGGGAGGAAUGUGGGCGAAAAGUCCGAAUUUUAGAUUACUCGAGGCAGCCUUCUGGAAGAACAUUUACUGGGUGCCUACUUUGUGUAAGCCUUACCCCAGGCCUUGGGCCUCGCCCCAUGGGAGUUCUCUGGAGUGUGGGGCUGUAAACAAGGAAGAACUGAACUCUUGGGCUCCGGGUUGACUACUUUCAGGAAGAUACCUUAUUGGGUGGCCGUUGUGUGCAGGGCCCAGGCGACUCGUAUAUUAGUGAGGGAGUUGGGAUUUGUAGUUAAGAAAAAGUAACUCCUGGGCCUUUAGUGAAUCAUUUAUUCGAGGAACAUUUAUUGGAUAUCAGCUGGAAACAGAGUCAUGUGCUAGGCUGUGUUAUUGUGGAAAUUCACGGUCUAAUAGGAAAGUUGGCCUGGUGGAAGAAUGGGCACAGGGAGAGUUAAGCUCUCAUGGCCUCACUUCCUGGAGGGAGCAUUAUUCAUUCACAGAAUAUCUACUGAGUACCUGUUGUGGGCUAAUCAUUGUUCUUGGUGCUGGAACCACAUCAGUGAUGAAGAGACUAACAUCCCUCCGGGAGCUUAAUAUGAGCAACUUUGCAUGCCUGCGUGUAAGCUGAGUUCCACCAGCCCUCUGGCAUUAACAGAUGAGUUAAAGACUGAGAGAGUGGAGACUGGAUUCAGAAAAUUAGCAGGGGGUAGGAGGGCAGUCAUUUGCUAAAGUGCCUCUGAGCCCCUGCUGUGUAAAGAGGCCUGGGUUGAGCCCACGCAUGUAGAAGGGGAGACAGGGCACAUAGGCGGAGGUUCAGAAGUUAAAAAUCCCUGGCCCAGGUCCGUGGUUUUGUUGGUGACAUCAGCCCCUACAGUGAAUCAGACCUGCCCUGCCUGCAUGCUCAGUCUGGAGAGGAGCACAGACCGCAACCCGGACUCAUGAUAGUUGCUAUGAUAGAGGUGGCACAGGUUACCAUAGGAACCCAAAGGAGGAAGGAGUGGAUGGACAUCACCCUGAGAAUGUAGAGAUGUUAUCAGAAAAGGCUUCACAAAGGAAAUGCUGGGCAGGAGUUUGCUGGACAAGAAGAGGAGAGAACUCUCUUGGCAGAAGGAAUGGCAACAGCAAAGACUUAGGACUCAAAAACAGAAUCUCUGGCGAACUCCCAAGUCAUGGUUCUGUCUAACCUUUCUCAAGUACCAGGGUGUUUGUGGUCAGUACUACUUUUACCCCGUUUCACAGGUGACAAAACAGUCUCAGAGGAAGUAAGUGGUGGAACGCAGAUUCAAGCCAAGGGCGGUCCGGUCCAGAAGCCUGCGCUCUCAAACACUGCUGCAUGUCUAUGCCCGGCACCCUGGGGCAGGGGUCGGCUACAGAACCACAGGUUCAUUGAAGACGGAGGCGUGAGCACUGGAUGCAGGCUUGCCGAUUGACAGAGGCUGGCACUACUCUCCCUCCCCACCAUGGCAGAGGUGGCGGCUGAGGUGGCCGAGGCGGCCGAGAUGCCAACACAGAUGUCACCAGGGGCGAUGGAGACGUCAACACCGAUGUUAGGAGAGAUGACGGAGAUGUCAACAGAGGUGACCGAGAUGACACCUGGGGAGGCCCUCGCCUCCUCCCUUUUCUUCCAGCACCACCAGUUCAUGUGCUCUGAGUGCGGCAGCCUCUACAACACGCUGGAGGAAGUUCUCUCUCACCAGGAGCGGCAUGUGCCUGCUGUCACAGAGGAGGAGGCGCUGGUCACCCAGGAUGCUGGCCUGGAGCCAGAGCUCAUGGCGGGCACCGAGGAUGGGCCUUUCCAGUGUGGGGAGUGCAGCCAGCUCAUCCUGUCCCCUGGUGAGCUCCUGGCCCACCAGGACGCCCACCUCCGGGAGUCUGUGAGCCAGAUCCAGUACCAGUGUGGGGACUGCCAGGAGCUCUUCCCCUCGCCUGAGCUGUGGGUGGCUCAUCGCAAGGCCAGGCACCUUUCUGCUGCGGCGGCCGAACCACCGGUGCUGCCCCCUCUGCCUCCCCCGGCACCGGCACCUCCCCUCCCUGCUCCACCCGAAGUGAAGAUGGAGCCCUACGAGUGUCCCGAGUGUUCCACCCUCUGUGCCACUCCCGAGGAGUUCUUGGAGCAUCAGGGCACCCACUUUGACUCCCUCGAGAAAGAAGAGCGCAAUGGGCUCGAGGAGGAGGAAGAAGAGGAGGAGGAGGAAGACGAUGAAGAGACGGAGGAGGAGGAGGAGGUGGUGGCAGAGGUUGGUGAUGACGCCACGGGAGGCGACAGGGCCACAGCCGGCCGGGCCAGGGGCUGUGGGGACUGUCCCCCCCGCUGGACGUCAGCCGAGGCACGCCGGCGACACCGGCGGGCAUCCCGCGGCCCGGCAUCGGCAGCCCACCCCUUCCACUGCGACCAGUGCCAGCGCAGCUUCAGCUCGGCGAACCGGCUGCUGGCUCAUGGGCGGGCGCACGUCGGCGGCACGCACGAGUGUACGACCUGCUCCAAGGUCUUCAAGAAAGCGGCGUCGCUCGAGCAGCACCUGCGGCUGCACCGCGGCGAAGCCCGCUACCUCUGUGUGGACUGCGGCCGCGGCUUUGGCACGGAGCUCACGUUGGUGGCUCACCGGCGGGCACACACCGCCAACCCCUUACAUCGCUGCCGCUGCGGCAAGACGUUCAGCAACAUGACCAAGUUUCUCUACCACCGGCGCACCCACGCGGGCAAGAGCGGGGCGCCCCCCGCGCUGGCGGCCGCCUCCCCGGCUCCGGCCGAGCCCUCGCCGCCGCCGCCGCCGCCGCCGCCCCCCGCCCCGCCCGCCCAGCUGCCCUGUCCACAGUGCUCCAAGUCCUUCGCCUCGGCUUCCCGGCUCUCCCGGCACCGGCGCGCGGUCCACGGGCCCCCCGAGCGGCGUCACCGCUGCGGCGUGUGCGGCAAGGGCUUCAAGAAGCUGGUCCACGUGCGCAACCACCUGCGGACACACACGGGCGAGCGGCCCUUCCAGUGCCACUCGUGUGGCAAGACCUUUGCUUCUCUGGCCAACCUCAGCCGCCACCAGCUGACCCACACGGGUGCGCGUCCCUACCAGUGCCUGGACUGUGGCAAGCGCUUCACGCAGAGCUCCAACCUGCAGCAGCACCGGAGGCUGCACCUGCGGCCCGUGGCCUUCGCCCGCGCACCCCGCCUCCCCAUCACCGGUCUGUACAACAAGAGCCCCUACUACUGCGGGACCUGCGGCCGCUGGUUCCACGCCCUGGCAGGCCUGCGACUGCACCAGCGUGUCCACGCCCGAGCCCGGACCCUGACCCUGCAGCCGCCCCGAUCGCCACCUCCUGCCCCGCCCCCGCCCCCUGAGCCUCAGCAGACUAUCAUGUGUACGGAGCUGGGGGAGACCAUCGCCAUCAUCGAGACGUCCCAGCCUCUGGCACUUGAGGACACGCUGCAGCUGUGCCAGGCCGCCCUGGGGGCCGGGGAGGCGAGCGGGCUGCUGCAGUUGGACGCGGCCUUCGUGUGACGCAGCCGAAGAGCAGCAAUAAAAGAGUUUGGUUGCAACAACAAUCGUGGGCACCUCCGGGAGAGAGGGGACCACCCCCUGGCAAGCCACUCUGGCACCUGAUUGGGUGCCAAGAUCCACCCUGGCCUCUUACCCACUGACUCCUCACAACGGCCCUGCCGGGUGUGUCUUGUCACUUUUCUCUGCCUCGGGGUAAACUGAAGCCCUGAGACGGGACGUGAUCUGUCCCGGGUCCCCCCGGUGCGUUGCAGAGUAGCAUUUGCCUAGGCUCUUUGCUCUGCACCUGUCACCCUGGUGCCCAGCAAUGUCAGGUAACCUUUCCUGAGCCCCGACCACGUGCCAGACCUGUGCUGGGCACUGUUGCAUACCUCUGCGGGUUCUCGCUUGUCCCCAAGACUGUCACCUUCCCUGGACCCUGGGCAUACAGGACUUGGCUCUGCCUGGUGGAGAGAGAGGUACUGGACUUCUCUGGGCUUCCUUAAGCUCACUUUUGACAAUACGGAAGGAAAUCUCUAGGUACCCACAUACUCAGCUGCAGGCUGGGUGAUGCUGGAACCCCGGGAAUGACUCAGACCCAGACCCACGCUCUACCCCAGAAGGUGCUCAGUGGCAGUGGAGUUCACACAAGUACAGAUGGCCUUGCUCUCUGA